UGCAGAGGCAAAUCCAGCUGCAUGUUUCCUGUAACCCCUGUCUCUGCUCUGCAUACCUGGAGAUAUGAAUGACACCCAUGGCAAGGGCAAUAUCAGUGCUGCUGUGGAACUGUUCCAGCUCAUCGUGUACACCCCCACUUUUAUCCUGGGAUUGCUGUUCAACAUAAUGGCUCUGUCAUUCCUGUUUUUUAAGGUUAAAAAGCUGUCAGAAUCUACAGUCUACAUGAUAGCCCUUAUAUUCCUGGAUACUUUGCUGUUGUUUACCCUUCCUUUCAAAAUCAUUUCCUACCACCUUCAGGACAACUGGAACUUGGGGUCUGUGUUUUGCUCCACCUUGGAGAGCCUGUACUUUGUGAACAUGUACGGCAGCAUCCUCAUCUCCCUGUGCAUCUGCGUGGAUCGCUACAUCGCUAUCUGCUACCCCUUCGUGGCCCUCACCCUCAGGUCCAUCAAGAAAGCUGCCAUGGUCUGUGCUCUCAUCUGCCUGGGCACCUCUGUGGGGACACUCUCUACUUUCCAACUGCAUGGAAAGGGCCACAACAUCUCGUCCUGCUUCCACAACUUCUCCAAGAGCACGUGGGAGAACGCAGGGCUGCUCAGCACCCUGGAGAUCAUCUUCUUCGGCAGCAUGGCAGCCAUGACUUUCUGCACGGCCCAAACCGUCCGGUGCCUGAGGAGGCACAGAAAGCCAGACAACCCCCAGACACACAGCACCAGAGCAGAGAGGAUCGUGGUGACAAACCUGGCUGCCUUUCUGGUGUGUUUCACACCUUACCACGUGGCAUACUUGUUGUACUUCUUGGUGAAGAACAACGUCAUCCACAUCAGUUUUCAACAAGUGCUACGAGACACUGUUCAGGUCACCCUUUGCUGGGCAAACCUGAACUGCUGUCUCGAUGGGGUGUGUUAUUAUUUUGUUUUAAAGGAGUCCUUGGAAGACCCAUGGCAAAACAGUGAAAAAAGAGCUGUGCAAAAGCCUUGAUUUAUGUACUGAAUGUUCAUUACUUGGGAUGAUGUUGGAGAGGCUUUUGUGGAAAGUACAGGGUUUUGAACUUCUUGCCUAGGCAGUUUGCUUUAAAUAUUCUGAAAAUAUUUCCAAAAAAACAGAACUAUAUCAAUUUCCAAGAGACUCUUCCUAACUUUUUUAUUUCUUUCCAUAAUGUUUCCUGUUAUUAUUUAUAUGUAAAAAUAUAUUUAAUUAUUCAUAUUAA
Messenger RNA from Agelaius phoeniceus (red-winged blackbird), 1211 nucleotides. Its product is annotated as G-protein coupled receptor 55-like. Gene Ontology annotation, biological process: positive regulation of Rho protein signal transduction; phospholipase C-activating G protein-coupled receptor signaling pathway. Lineage: Eukaryota; Metazoa; Chordata; Aves; Passeriformes; Icteridae. Gene Ontology annotation, molecular function: G protein-coupled receptor activity. Gene Ontology annotation, cellular component: plasma membrane. The record is from RefSeq and is a predicted model, not a curated record.